AUCACAAAAACACAAAACACAAACACCCAAUUAAUAAUAAUAAUAAUGGCAACUCAAAGCUCUUAUUUUCCUACAAUUAUCUUAUUUGUCUUUGCAUUAUUUUGCUUCAUUAGCAACUCUAAUGCUCGAAUAUUAUCCGAGAAAUUAACUUGGAAACGAUUACUAACCGUCGAUCAAUCAGGCAACAAAGGCAAGUUCAAAACAAUACAAGAUGCAAUUGAUGCGGUUCCUUCUAACAAUGUAGACGUUACACUUAUCCUAGUUAUGCCCGGUACGUACAAGGAAAAAGUUACCGUGCCCGAAGAUAAGCCCUUUAUUAUACUUAGCGGAAGAGAUGUUUCGAAUACUACUAUUACAUGGGAUGAUAGUGGUGAUAUAUACACCUCUCCUACUCUCUCCGUCUUUGCUUCUGAUUUUAUGGCUCGAUACCUUACCAUCGAGAAUACAUAUGGGCCGGGGGCAAAAGCAGUUGCCUUGAGGGUUUCAAGUGAAAGGGCAGAGUUCUAUGCAUGUAGAAUAACUUCGUAUCAAGAUACACUUUUGGAUGAGGGAGGGAGUCAUUUCUAUAGCAAUUGCUAUAUCGAAGGAGGGACUGAUUUUAUUUGUGGCAAUGCAGCUUCUUUAUUCCAAAAAUGUCAUAUACAUUCCAUUUCACAAGAAGAUGGGGCAAUAACAGCACAACGAAGGUCAAAACCUGAAGAAGACACGGGAUUUUAUUUUGUGGAUUGUCGAGUUACUGGCAUAAAAAGUUGCACAUUAGGAAGGCCAUGGGGACCUUAUUCUAGAGUUGUUUUCGUAAACAGUUACAUGUCCAAUGAGGUUAAUUCUCAAGGAUGGGAUGAUUGGGGAAAACCCUCCACACAUAGCUCGGUAUACUAUGGUGAAAGCAAAUGUUAUGGACCAGGAGCCAACAGAUCGAAAAGAGUUGAGUGGUCACAAAGCCUCACAAAUCAAGAAGCUGAUACAAUUUUGUCUAGGACCAUGAUUAGGGCUAAAUUGAAGAUCAAAGCAUAAUCAUUCAAAGACUAAUCAAAUUUAAGUUGUAGAAUUAUUGCUACUUGAUCAUUUAUUGUACAUAUGAUUCUUUAUUUGUUCUUUAUU
Molecule: messenger RNA, 1101 nt
Organism: Chenopodium quinoa (quinoa)
Lineage: Eukaryota; Viridiplantae; Streptophyta; Magnoliopsida; Caryophyllales; Amaranthaceae
Product: putative pectinesterase 11
Exons: 4
Coding region: 46-1014 (322 amino acids)
Biological process (GO): cell wall modification
Molecular function (GO): pectinesterase activity
Source: RefSeq, a predicted model, not a curated record